GCUCUUGGGCAGUUCCAGUCUGGUGCACCAAAGAUGGUGCGACACAUAGCCAAGAAUUUGCAGGACGAUAAGAAAGAGAAAGUCCUUGAUGACAAAGGUGAUGUAGUGCUUGAUGCACUGGCCAAAUUGCCGGAUUUCACCAUUGAGAUCUUGGAACAUGACCCAAGAACUGAAAGAAUGAUGACUAGAUGGAAGAUCUCGCAGGAGUUCUCAGUCAGAACCCCUGUGAAGACAGACUUGGAGGCAGGACAAAUGCACAAGCGCUUGUAUGAUGCAAUGCAGAAAGAUGACUACCUUGCAGAGGCCGUCUCUGUGGGUGGCCAGGAGGUGUGUGCAACCCUUGGGCGCAUUGCCUACAUCCGUGAUGUCCUGUUGAGGCUCCAGACCAGUUGUGACAAGGUUGACGCCUUGGUGGAUUCACACAAGGAUAUGAUCAACACAGUGAACACCGUUUCCAAGUCACUGAUGGUUGAGGUUCAGCAGGCUUUGUCAGCUGCAAUGGCAAAAGAAAAGGCUGCCUCAGAGGAGGAAAAAGCCAAGAAACUUGAGAAAGCAAGAAUGGAGAAGGAACGUGCCAAAGAGCAAAAGAAGGCUGAACAAAAGAGAAAGCGGGAAGAGGAAAAGGAUGCCAAGAAAAGGAAACAAGAGGCAGACAAAGCAGCCAAAGAGGCA
Messenger RNA from Durusdinium trenchii, 672 nucleotides. The record is from the annotation of a GenBank genome assembly. NCBI's taxonomy places the organism in Eukaryota, Dinophyceae, Suessiales, Symbiodiniaceae.